This is a messenger RNA of Cryptomeria japonica (Japanese cedar), 3094 nucleotides long. Its product is annotated as receptor like protein 27. The transcript has 2 exons. NCBI's taxonomy places the organism in Eukaryota, Viridiplantae, Streptophyta, Pinopsida, Cupressales, Cupressaceae. The coding region runs from base 192 to 2717 and encodes 841 amino acids. The record is from RefSeq and is a predicted model, not a curated record. Gene Ontology annotation, molecular function: protein binding.
GCGUGUGGUAUGGAAUUUCUGGUAAGUUUGAUAUGUUGACAUGUGUGUUUUUAAAUGCAUAUAUAGUCACUAUCAUAGAAAAGAAGCCGGAAUAUUGACUUCAAAGCACUAGCUCUGUAGGUACUCUUCACACUUUAAGGGAGGCGGUACCCAGAAGAUCAUCUCCAUUGCCUUCAUCCCUUUGAGCCCAAAUGGCCCUUUCUUUACAGAAGUUCUGUAUGGUUGUCAUUUCAGUUUUGGUUGUCUUCUUCCCCUCUCCACACUUUUCUCUGCCCCAUCGAUUACUAUCCAACAAAUGCCCUUCCCAUGAAUCUGAAGCUCUUCUUCGUUUCAAAGAGGGUUUGAAUGACUCUGAUGGGUUUCUCAGCUCAUGGGUAAAUGGAACAGACUGUUGCACCAUGUGGGAUGGCAUAUCCUGCAGCAAUGAUGCCAACCAUGUUGUCUCUGUUUCUGUAAUCUCUUUACAAGAUGUUCAAGGUGUGAUAGGUGAGAGCUUGUGCCAAAUUCGUUUCCUCAAAUCACUGACCAUAAACAAAGUAACAGGUACUACUACUGUUCCUCCAUGUUUGGGAAAUCUCCCUUAUAUUGACUCUUUAAAUUUAUCUUUUAAUAGCUUGAGUGGGAAGAUUCCCUCUUUUGUUUGUUUGCUCACCAGCCUUACACACCUCGAUCUUAGUUUCAAUAAGUUCAAUGGAAGCAUACCUUUCUGCUUGGAAAAUCUUUCUUCUUUAACAUGGCUUUCUCUUUCUAAUAACCAACUUAGUGGAAGCAUACCAGCUUCUCUGGCAAAUAUUUCUUCUCUUAAGUGGCUUGAACUUGACCAUAACCUCUUAAGUGGGAGUAUACCUGCUUCUCUUGGAAGUCUCUCUUUGUUGUGGGAUUUAUCCCUUGGAAACAAUCAACUGAGUGGUAAUAUUCCAGAUUCCUUGGGUAAUCUGUCUUUGCUCUCUGGGUUAAGUCUUUUGAAUAACCAGCUAACUGGGACCAUUCCCCCUUCAUUUGCUCAGCUUUCCUCCCUUAAUAGGUUCUAUGGUAGUGGCAACCAUUUCAAUGAGACCAUCUCUUCUUCGUCAUUUCCAGCUUCUUUAGAAUAUCUAUAUUUGUCACUAAACCAUCAGCAGGUGAUUUCAGAAACUUUCUUUCAGAACCUUACAAACUUAAAGUUUUUGUAUUUAUCAGAUUGCGUGCUAAAUAUUAGCAAAACCUGGAUUCCAUCUUUUCAGUUAACUGAAAUAAGCUUAGAGUCAUGUAAGAUUAAUCGAGAAAUUCCAGUUUGGAUUUGUACACAAUUCUCAGUUGCUACACUGGAAUUGGUUAACAACAGUCUUGUGGGAAAAAUUCCUUCUUGGCUAUGGGAAACCAGUUCUCAGUUACAACAUCUAAAUCUUUCAGGAAAUCAUCUAGAAGGAAGCCUAUUCUCAAAUGCUUCAAUGUUGAUGCAACUAGAAAGGCUGGACGUAUCUAGAAAUGCAUUGAGUGGGCACAUCCCAUCAAUUUGGUCUCCUAAAAUACAACAUUUGCUACUCAAUGACAAUUUGUUCAAUGGCAGUAUUCCUCCAAGCCUGGGUAAAUUAUCUCUGCUUGAGCAAUUAAAUCUUGCAAACAACUUCCUAACUGGAGUGAUCCCUCCAAGCUUGUCCGAAUGCUCUUUUCUCCAAAUCCUAAAUUUGGCAAAUAAUAAUUUAGAAGGAAGCUUACCACAUGAGUUCAGUAGGCUAAGUAAGUUAUAUUCAUUAAUUGUCCAUAGUAAUAACCUGAGAGGAUCAUUACCUCCCUCAAUAGCCAAUUGUUCAGAGUUACAGGUUCUUGAUGUUGGGAAUAACUCAUUUGGAGGUGAAAUACCAACAUUUGUUGGAAAUCUUCCAAAGUUGAGAGUCUUGGUGAUGAAAGACAACAAUUUUACAGGCAGUAUUCCUUCAAAGAUUGGUCAUCUAUUGAACCUCCAGAUCUUGCUCCUUUCUUCCAAUCAUAUAUCAGGUUCAAUUCCACACACAAUUACAUCAUUGCAAGCAAUGGCGAUAGAAAGCCAAGAUGGUUUUAUCUUGUCGACAUCCCAACUGUCUUAUGCGCUACUAUACCAAGAUGGACUGGAUAUGACUUUAAAAGGUACAAAUCAGCACUACCCAUACAUCCUUUCCACUUUCACAUCCAUAGAUCUGUCAAACAAUGAAUUAGAGGGAGAAGUUUCUUCUAAUUUUGGGAACUUGAAGGGAUUGAGGCUUCUAAACCUUUCAUUUAACAAUUUGAAUGGAAGCAUUCCAAAUAGUUUUGGAGAAAUGAGUCAGUUGGAGUCAUUAGACCUUUCCAGAAAUAAUUUUUCAGGACAAAUCCCUGCAGAGCUUGAAUCUCUAAGUUAUUUGGCCUCACUAAAUUUAUCAAACAACAAUCUUUCCGGAAGCAUACCACAGGGACAACAUAUGACUGACACAUUUGGAGAAUCAUCUUAUUCAGGGAAUGCAAAUUUAUGGGGAUGUCCCCUACCCAAAAACUGUUCUUGGCCACAAUUUGCCACUUCUCCCCCAUUUCCAAUUAACAAAGAAAAGAAAAGCAAUGAGUAUCCAUGGUUUCAGAUGGCAGUGGGAUUGUCAUUCGGAGCAGCCUUUGGAGGGAUAAUGGCAUUGAUCUUGAUAAGAAUUAGUUGGAGAAUGAAAUAUUUCAAUAAAGUUGAUACAAUCUUAAAAUUUUUGUUUCCAUGGAUGAAGAAUUUGACGUUAUGAAGGGAUACAUCUACAAUUCAGGGAAAUGUUAAGAGGAAACUGUUUCUGGUUAGGAUGCUUUCUUGCUCUGUCUGCCUUAAAAUGACAAUCUUAUCAGGCUUGGUAAGCGGUCUUUAAAGCAUUGUAAUCUUGGUUUGGGAAGGACCUACCCACUAAAAAAGCUCAUGUAUGGAAGGAAACCUCUGUAAUUGUUUUUAAAUUAGCCAUUUUGUCCAAAGCUUAUAAUAAUUCCAUUUUUGUAAGAAAUGUGAAAAGAAGAAUGUUUGUAGAACACUUAUGUACCAGUAGCUUUUCAAAUCAAAUUUUAGACAAACAUUAAAUUGUAAAUAGUAUGUAGCAUUCAAUGAAAUACAUGGGAAAUACUUGUCUCCUUUCAG